CCCGUCACGAUUGGCCCCAAGCCUCUUCACCUCCUCCCAAAAGGCGCGCGCCCCCCUCCCCGCCAAAGUUCUGCCUAACCGCUGGCAGUAUCAAGGGUCUUUUCUCUCUCUCUCUCUCCCUCCCUCCCUCCCUCAUCUUCUUUUCUUUCGCGUCUUUCCCAGCCCAAGUAACUAGCGACCUGCGACCGUACCGCUCCCUGCCGCCACCGCCGCCGUCGCGACUGUCGUGACCUCUAAUUAUCAGUAUCAUCUCGCAAAAGUCCGUCUGUACGAAUCCAGGCCCUGCAAAAGACCAUGGAUCUCGACUACUCUCGCCGGAAUAAGAAACCCCGCCCCCUGUCGGACGCCGAAAAGGACAAGCUGGACGAGUUUGUCGAGGCAAUCCACUACUCUGCUCGAUACUCGGACAGCGAGUACGAGUACCGCCACGUGCAACUGCCCAAGACGAUGUUGAAGGCUAUACCGAAGGAAUACUUUGACGGCGCUCGCGGCACCCUCAAGCUGCUGUGGGAGGAGGAAUGGCGGGGGCUCGGCAUCACGCAAAGUCUAGGAUGGGAGCAUUACGAAGUGCACGAGCCGGAACCUCAUAUUCUCUUGUUCAAACGCCCUAUCAAUUACCAACCGCCAGCACAGCACUGACCCGAAUUCCUCGUCCGGUUUUGACCUCCUCUGCUAUCCGAGCCGCUUGGUGAAGACAUCGUAUACUUUCCAAUAUUACUACAGAUGAUAUCUAAUACGAGACUAGAUUUUUUGGGUCUAAAAGUAUGGGGGACGAGUUGGGGGAACAGAUGCAGAAUAUAUCCCAAAGGGGAACUUGCUGUUUCAAGAUCUUUGAAGUUUUGUUCAAAGCCAGAUUCGGAGCGAGAGGCGAGGGAAAAAGAGU
Pseudovirgaria hyperparasitica is the source of this 883-nucleotide messenger RNA. RefSeq names its product cyclin-dependent kinase regulatory subunit. Gene Ontology annotation, cellular component: cyclin-dependent protein kinase holoenzyme complex; SCF ubiquitin ligase complex. The transcript is spliced from 4 exons. The record is from RefSeq and is a predicted model, not a curated record. Bases 295 to 639 code for a protein of 114 amino acids. Gene Ontology annotation, biological process: regulation of mitotic cell cycle. Gene Ontology annotation, molecular function: ubiquitin binding; cyclin-dependent protein serine/threonine kinase activator activity; histone binding. NCBI's taxonomy places the organism in Eukaryota, Fungi, Ascomycota, Dothideomycetes, Acrospermales, Acrospermaceae.